AUUCUAAAGCGAGUGGAUUCAUGCAGCAGCCCCCAUUCUCACUCCCACUCGGGGGUGGAGCUUCAGCUUUGAGCCCACUUUUCUUUUUUUUUUUUGCGUGUGUGCGAGUGCCACAAACUUCAUCGUGCAUGUCGAGUUUGUCAGUCAGGAGUGUGUGCACGGUACCGGCUCGAGGAGGGGCGAAGGAAAAAGAUGAUGCUGAGCGUGUUGAAGUUUACGUGCGCCAUUGUGACCAGGGCGCUCUUUCUCUUCGUGUCGCUGGCGGGUGUGUGGCGGGUGACGUGGGUGAAGGGGGACAACAUUUUCUGGCUGCUCACGCUGCUCUUCGUGCCGCUGCUGCUGGAGAUGAUCGUCACGCUGAAGAGGAGGAAAGGUCAAGAUUACAAAUGGUUUUCCCCUCCCAUCUUUCUCUUUCUGAUCAGUAUCAUCCCCUCCAUUUGGAUCCUGGAGCUCCACUACCAGCAGGACAAAGCCGGCGACCCUCAGUGCAAGAAGCUCGACUCGUGGGAGAACGUGAAACGAGUGAUCACCCUGAACGAGACCACGGGGGAAAACCUCACGUACCAGAACUACCUUGAGAACAUCAACCAGGCGUUGUGCUCCAAUGAGUGGAUCCUCGCUCUUCAUCAGAUCCUGCUCAUUCUCCUCAUCGUGGGAAAGUGGCUCCUGCCCCUGGGGGGCGGCGUCACCAGGGACGAACUCUCCCAGCUCCUUCUGAUCUUUGUCGGAACGGCGGCGGACAUCCUUGAAUUCACGAGUGAGACGCUGUCAGAUGUCAAAGAGAACAGUCCUCAGUUGGUCUAUAUCAUCUUAGCUGUAUGGACGUGGAGCAUGUUGCAGUUUCCUUUACAUUUGGCUGUGGUGAACUCCAAGUCAGACUCGGUGGACGAGCAGGAUGUACGAGAGGCUUCCCUUCUGACCAAACACAGCACGGACAUCUGGAGUAUUGUGGAGGCCUUGUUUAUCCACGACGGCCCCUUCCUGAUGGUGCGACUCACUGUCAUGACCUUCUUCGACGUCUUCCACCAAAUGCUGGUCUUCUUCGCCAUCAAGAACUUCCUGGUGGUCAUUUUGAACGUGUACAGGCUGGCCGUCAUCUGCCAGGACUUCAGACCUUCUCGGAGUGGCAGUGGCCUGGGCACUACCAUCCCGUAAUUAGGUGGAAUCAAAUCUCCAGGGCAAAAGGGAAACCAAGUGAUUCUUGACUGUAUUGAUUGGACGGUAAUACUUUUGCGUUGUCUUCAUGAGUCUCUCAAAGUCACUUCCCCGGAAACUCUUUUCAACCAUGUUCCUGCAUUUGACGCCACAUUCAAUCUCCAUGCUUAAUCCUUCUGUUGCUAAACUAGGACAGAUUGAUAAAUUCUCAUCGAGGAUUGGACUGGAGUAACCGGGGUGGUGUGAAAACUGAAGACACCAGCAGACCAACUGGAAAAGAGGAAGCGGGACAGGAAAAAAAAGGAGUGUCUGUUGGUUUCUGGAUCCUUCUGAAAGUGUGUCAGCACAACAGAAAAAGCAAAAUAAAAAUAGUCGUCAAGCCCUGAUAAGAUAAGACUUUCCGUUCCAAUUCUUGCAGUCUGAGCAUGAAGGUCAGAAGACAUGGGAAAGCGUCUUGUCAGUGCUGACGGCCUUGGGAGAUUGGACCAAGCGUUUGAACUCAGUCAGGAAGGUGAAACAGAUCAUACUCAUGCGUAAACACCGGUUAAUUAAAGUAUUUCAUCUAAUGCUGACUCAGAUGGUUCAUUCCUGUUUUUAGCAAGACAGUAACACAAUUGUCAAGCAUUGGUUGUUUUUAUAUCUGCUAUAAAAAGACAAAUAGCACAAUAAAAAUCUCCCGAAAGUGAUUCAUA
Syngnathus acus (greater pipefish) is the source of this 1847-nucleotide messenger RNA. RefSeq names its product transmembrane protein 26-like. The coding region runs from base 193 to 1155 and encodes 320 amino acids. Lineage: Eukaryota; Metazoa; Chordata; Actinopteri; Syngnathiformes; Syngnathidae. The record is from RefSeq and is a predicted model, not a curated record. The transcript has 6 exons.